Molecule: messenger RNA, 984 nt
Organism: Patiria miniata (bat star)
Lineage: Eukaryota; Metazoa; Echinodermata; Asteroidea; Valvatida; Asterinidae
Product: beta-4C adrenergic receptor-like
Exons: 1
Coding region: 1-984 (327 amino acids)
Biological process (GO): G protein-coupled receptor signaling pathway
Cellular component (GO): membrane
Molecular function (GO): G protein-coupled receptor activity
Source: RefSeq, a predicted model, not a curated record
AUGAAUUCUACAGGAACUAGUGAAGACCUGUCUACAUUCAAUGCAUCCACGACCCCCAUGACUCAGAACAGAAUUGAGUACAACUUCAUCCGAUGCAUCCUGCUCAGUAUAACAACAAUUCUACUUCUGACCCUCAACCCGCUGUGUCUUGUGGUCCUGAGGCACGUCCGCAGCAUCCAGGAAACAACCAAGAUAUUCCUCAGAUCCAUGACGGUUGCUGAUCUCGGGGUGGGACUCUUCCGGGCUCUCCCAAUGACUGUGUUAGUGAUUUCUGAGACUGAGCAUAUCGGUGAUGCGCUUUGCAAAGUGCUGUCGUUUGUCGACAGCAUCCUACUCUUUAGUCCCCAGAUGUCACUCCUGCUGCUAACUGUGGAUCGCUACAUUUCAGUGGUGCAUGCGCUGCGCUACCCAUCUCUUGUAACUGUGAAGCGGGCUUGCAUUUCUGUCUGUUGCAUGUGGGGAGUAGUUGUUUUGAUGAUAACAGUAUACGGAUUUACAUCACACAGGAAACCUGCAUACAUCAAAUAUAUCCCAGCGUGUAUGUUUCAACCAAAUUCCUCUGAGCCAUAUGUACAAAUAGUCUAUUCAACCAUAGCAGUCGGCACUCUGUUAGUUAUUCUCGCAGCAUAUGCACGACUGUUCAUGAUAUCACGACACCUAGCAAGAGCCAUCCAAGUCGAAAACCAGAUCGCUCAACCAGGAAACCCUGCCGUGAGGCCAGACAACAAGGCCCUUAAAACAGUCCUCAUUAUAGUUUUGACUGCAUCUGCUGCCAACCUUUUGCCAGUCUGUGCAAUACUACUCUUAAAAGGUCCACACCCAAUUGCACUCCUGUUCACCUAUGUGCUGCCUGUCCUGACAAACAGUUGGCUUAACGUGGUCAUCUAUUAUCUCAGAAACCAAGAUUUUCGUCGAAUGACCCAUGAUCUGCUGAUAUCUAACUACCGAUCUUGUAAACGCUGCAUGCCAUUUGCUGCAAACUGA